GUCUACUCAACUCUAGUCUUGGUCUUGUUCGAUCUGUAGUCGGUGGUUCUGGUCAGUUCUGGUAUCAUUGAUCACUACCAAUCACUACUGAAAGUUGGAUAAUUCGUUGUCAUUUCACGUUUCAUUUGCAUUUACUUAUUCAUUUUAAAUAAUAAUUAAUAAAUAAAAAUGUUAAAUUAUACGAUUAGUCGACGCGAAGUGGAAUAUCAAAAUUUAAAGGGCUUUACAGAGAAAAUUCAUCAAGAAAUUGUAAACAUUGUUUCUACGUUGGAAUGGUCGAUAAAAAGUAUAAAAGCUAAUACUGGUAAUAGUCUGGUUUGUCCUUACGAUUCGUCUCAUCGUAUUAGCAGAAAGACGUUAGAUCGACAUCUAGAGUUGUGUCAAUGGAGAAAAGAGGGUUACAAUGAAUACAGCAUACCAUUGUCCGAAUCAAGUUUGUCCUCAAAUUCACCUUCUUCGAUAAAGUUAGAUUCGUCGUUGCAAAACACUAUUUUGCAGGAAGCAAGCAAGAAAGAUUCUACCAUGAAAAUUGGUCCGAGUGAGCGAUUAAUUCCACAAACAUCGGAUAGAAUCUUCACAGAUUUUACUUGUGACGAAAGGAAAGCUUUAUACGACUAUGUUGUUUCGCACACCAUGAAAAUAGAUAUCGGUCAUGAUAUUACAGAUACUCAUAAACCAAAAGGCCAGGAUAAGGAUGAAAAGAAGUUGUCUUUUUUGGAACUAUUAAUGCAAGAGCGUAACUUGAAGAGGCGCAGGGCGAAGCACAAAGGUGUUCAUACAAAUAAAAAAUCUCAUACAGAAAUUCUCAGGGAAGUCAUAAAUCAACAAAUGGAAGUGUACAUAGAUUAUAUGGCAGAAACGCAAGUAGUUGGUUGUGGCACCAAGUUCGAUACCGUUACCGAACUUGGAAAUUCCAAUAGAAAUAUGACUGGUAAUAUAACGCAUAAUUUACCUUUACAAUUAACUGAAAUUCCAUCAAAACGUCACAGUCUUUUGCUCGAAGAUUCACAACAGAAUUAUCGCGAAAGCUCCACUUUCCGUUACGAUGAGCAAAAAUAUGAACAUUUUGAAAAAUCCACUAGCUCAUAUGAUAGAAGUUUGGAUAAACGAGACAAAUAUUCACGAAUUUCAAGUGAAUCAUGGAAAAUGCAAAAGUCACGCAAAUAUAAAAGAUCCAGUUCGAGGGAACGCGAUCACGAUAGAAGAAAUAAACAUAGCUCCACGCGACAGGAUCAUAAAAGACACAGUGAAAAAUAUUACGAAAUCGAAAAAUCAUCUAAUAGCAACAAGUAUCCCAAGCGGAAGAAGGAUCAUCGAGAAAAUCGAGAGAGAUUAGAGUUAUAAAUGUUAAAAUUAUAUGAUUAUUGAUUCUAAAUAACAUUCUAUUGUAUAUAAACCAUAGUUUAUAUUUCACUUGUAUUCUUUCUCCGAUGCACCAAGAGGAUGUUGUUAAUGUUAUUGAAUAAAAAUAAAAAUUUCCAUAAAUGGAG
Messenger RNA from Osmia bicornis bicornis, 1490 nucleotides. RefSeq names its product U11/U12 small nuclear ribonucleoprotein 48 kDa protein-like. The transcript has 5 exons. The record is from RefSeq and is a predicted model, not a curated record. The coding region runs from base 169 to 1344 and encodes 391 amino acids. NCBI's taxonomy places the organism in Eukaryota, Metazoa, Arthropoda, Insecta, Hymenoptera, Megachilidae.